Messenger RNA from Saxophila tyrrhenica, 465 nucleotides. RefSeq lists its product as uncharacterized. The transcript is spliced from 5 exons. The coding region runs from base 1 to 465 and encodes 154 amino acids. The record is from RefSeq and is a predicted model, not a curated record. Gene Ontology annotation, biological process: response to oxidative stress. Lineage: Eukaryota; Fungi; Ascomycota; Dothideomycetes; Mycosphaerellales; Extremaceae.
AUGGCCAAAGCUCCGACAACACUUCGUCGGCAGGACCACGAACACGACCAGGCAGAACCACGAAAGCCGCGAGGCUCCCAGGACAUCUUCACGAUGGUGAUCAAUCCGACAUACCUCGCGCAGCGGACGCGCAGUUCCGCGAGUUGGGGAGAUGCGAAGCAACGAGUCCUGCACAGCUACCGGGACUGGGUGCGGUCGGCCCCCGAGAUUCAGCAAAUGUACUCCCUCAACAUGCCCGUCUCCGCGAUCCGGACAAAGAUGCGACAAGAGUUUGAACGGCACAGAUACGUGGCGCAGCUGAGGACGGUGGAUGUGUUGUUGUUCAACAGUCAUCAGGAGUUCCAGGAAACACUAAACUUCUGGAAGCAACUCACACACGUGCUCAAAUACUUCAGAGCGGAGGAGGACCCGAAGGCGAAGCUGCCGCAGAAUUUCAUACAGGGUUUCAUUGAAGGACGGAACUAG